Messenger RNA from Dendroctonus ponderosae (mountain pine beetle), 3025 nucleotides. RefSeq names its product leucine-rich repeat-containing G-protein coupled receptor 4. Gene Ontology annotation, molecular function: protein binding. The record is from RefSeq and is a predicted model, not a curated record. Lineage: Eukaryota; Metazoa; Arthropoda; Insecta; Coleoptera; Curculionidae. The transcript is spliced from 2 exons. Bases 291 to 2429 code for a protein of 712 amino acids.
CCAUCCAAUAGCACGGUACCAUUCAAGCAGUUACAGUGCCGCCACUACAUGAGGAAAUCGAGAACCUUCUGAAUAGUACCUACCGUACCAUCAGUAGGUUGCAUUUUACAGGUGGUUCCAUCUAUAAAGCGUAUUGAAAGGAACCUCUAGUGAAUUUUAUACGUACAGGUACCACAGGUACUCAGUCAUUUAUUCUCAUUAUUCGAUCUUAGUUUGGGUGUCAAUUUGCGACGCAUUUUCAGUGUUCAAUCUUCACUCCUUCCUCAAAAAGGAUAAUAAAUCUUUGAUAAAUGAGGAUUCUAUUACUUUUAAACGUUCUCUCGGUGGCACUGGCAUUGCCACCGACCAGGCCGACAAAUUGCAUUCAGAACUGUGAAUGCAAAAAUAUCCUGCCCAACGUUGUGAAUGUGAUAUCCUGCAAUGGUUCGCUCGUACUUAAUUCUGAAUUAUUCCGUACCCUGGACCGGAACGCCGUCGCCGUUUUGACCCUUUCCAAUGUCAUCAUCAGUGAAAUCAAAGAAGAUGCGUUCACCAGCAUGCCGUAUUUGGAAAAUGUGGUGAUUGAAAAUUCUCAAAUUGGUUCAAUUGAUGAGAAAGCUUUUAACAAUGUGAAGUAUCUUAAAGUCGCCGAUUGUGGUUUUGAAGAUAGCCCUAAUCUUUCAUCAGAAAAAUUAGAAGAGCUGCAUUUUGGAAACUGCAGACUGGACGAAAUACCAGCUUUAGAUAAACUGUAUGAGUUGCGGUUGUUAAACUUGUCUGGCAAUUAUAUCCGGGACAUUGGAAUCACUGCAUUCAGUCAAUUAUUCUCGUUGGAAACUCUAUAUUUAACGGACAACCAGAUCAGCAGAGUGCCAGCCAAUGUUUUCGUAAACAAUGGAGAAUUGGACAGCUUAUACUUGGACAACAACCCUCUUAAAACUUUCUACUUGAAUACCUCCAACAGCCUGGAAAGUUUAUCGUUAAAGAAUUGCUUCCUCAGUACGUUCGACGAACGAUCCAGCAGCCGCUUGACUUCAUUGAGUGAACUAAAUUUAAGCAACAACAGAAUUAGCAACCUGCAGCCCAACCAUUUGGCAUUUAUGAGUGAACUUUCAGUGCUGGACCUCUCCAAGAAUAACUUGACAAAACUUGAGAAUGAAAUCUUCAGUUUCAACUUCAAGUUGCGAAAAAUUAUUCUUGAUGACAACGCUUUUGAAGUCCUUCCAAACUUCACCUUGUCCAAUAAUCAUCAAUUUGAAACUUACAUCUUUUCUUGCAAAAACUGCGGACUCACAACGGGACAUCCCGAAACAUUUAAACAUAUGCCGACAAUUGUAAGCUUGAAUUUAUCGUACAACAAUUUUACAUUCAUUGACGACAUGCUGAUCUAUAUCAGUAGCUUGCGAUUGUUAGAUGUGUCCUACAAUAAGCUUAAAGUUCUAACUGGGGCCUUUAAUAGCAACAGGAAUUUAGAAACUCUCAAUAUUGCGGGAAAUCCAUUGAUGACAUUGAAUCCUGGCAACUUUAUUAAUAACAAGGCUAUUAAUAAAAUUGACGCCAGAAAUUGCAAACUGUAUACCCUCUGGAGCAACAAUGCGACUAUUUUGGAAUCAGUAAAGCGGCUUUACUUAGGCGAAAAUCAACUAACAUCAUUAAGCAUCGAGGACAUGAAAGUUGUGCCACAAUUAUCAAUUAUUGAUUUGCACGACAAUCUUUUCGUUUUUGAUAACCAGAUGUGCAAUGUUAUUAAUUACUUGGAUGCUCGCUUUGUAAAUCUAGUUGAUAAUUCCGAAAAGAUUGCUGAUACUCCUUUGAUGGACGAUAUUGACAAUUUCACUCCAAAUGGCUGGUUAGACCUGCAUAAGGGGAUUUGUCCGGAGAUGACAUUUAAUAUUGACGAGGGUGUGGAUUCUGAGGAAGACCUUGAUAAUAUAGAUGAAACCUUGCAGGAUCUGCAAAAAUUAAGCGCUUUUAAAGGCGAGGCCGAUGAUAGUGCUAUUGAUGACGAUGAUGAUGAGGAUGAAGAUGAUGAUGACGACGAAGAAGAGGAGGACAAUUAUGACGAUGAGGCGGAUAAUGACGACGUCUCCAUUGACGAUCUCCUGGACGAUGCUCCUACAGCAGAAAUAAUCGACGGCGAAAAUAUUAACUUGGCUCGAGUUUCUUAUAUUCUUUCUAUUACCUCCGUUUUCGUCUUAACGGCUUUAGCGGUUCUUAUUAUGUCGGUCGUAAUAACAUUAUGCGUUUUGCGACGCAAUAACAAUUUCAACAUGCACAGAGCGAAUUUGCCAAGACUGAAGAUCCCAUUGUGGAGCACGCAACUAACCGAAAAGAAACAUAGUGGAUCUAUCUAUAGACCUCUAUCUGAAGAUCUAUCUGGACCAAAAACGCCCAAAAUGAACCGUUAUGAAUUUGCAGCUACUCCCACAGUACACAACUUUGGUAAUUAGUUUUUUCACGAAAAAAAGGCAGUUGCUAUAACUGAACCCAAUCUAUUAUUACUAAUAAAAAUAAUAUGUUAUAAAAAGUCUGUUUUAACUGUGGUGUAUUUCAUAAGCAGCUUUAAGGGUAUAGCAAUAUUCGUAACAAGUUGAAACCAUCAAUUAUUCUCUAUAUCGACAUGUCAUAGGUCAACUAGUGUAUUUCUCAAUAUGUAAAUCUUACCGGAAACGAUUAAAUAAUCUAAUAUAGCAACCAUCCAAAUUGAGAAAACACCCGUCUUAUGUCUUUUUAACCAAAUCAUCCAGAUUAACUACACGUUUAUGUUCAAUAUAAUUGACCAAUAACAUGUCGAUAUGUAGUUGGAAAGACGUACAUAUUGAAGUCUCCUUAAUCAAGGCAUAAUUCCUUAUCGUUCCACUAUAUUGUUUAUAUUUUCAAGCUAUUGCUUGUAGACUAAUUGUAUUAAUUUAAACACAAUGUUUUAGAUGAUAAUUAUUCUGUCUUCCUAACAUUAGCGUUGUCUUCACAUUCCAUGCCAUACAUUAAUGUACUUACGGAUUUUCCAUCCGGACAAUUGCAAAUAAACUUAAAUUAGUUAAGUGAA